AUGGCUCCAUCUCGCGGCAAAUGUCGUGCUGUCGACGCCCAAGUUGUCCUGAACUUGAUUCAGGAACAAGGUCUCGUUCAGCUCGUCACUCCUGGCGACAACCUUCGCUGUGCUCUGUACGCUGUUGCCAUUGGUCUCAGGUCUGAGAACUACACCGCACCGCUCAACUUCGACGAUUCUUCCACUCAGGAGAGCAUGUGCUUCGACCAGCUCCUUCACUAUAUUGUGCCGGCUGGUGAGCAGUUGCGCUUGGCCCACAAGGGAAUUGUUCCUUUGUCGAUGUUGCCCGACCUUCAAGGAUUCUUCAAUGUCGACAUGAUCUCUCACAUCAUCGCACACUACAACAGUUCGACUUUGACCAGUCCCAAGGCCAAGGUCUUUGCUAUCUCACGCGACGCCACAUAUGAGAUCAGCUCAGCUCUCCCUCCCCAUCUUGCCAAGGCUGUGAAGAGCGUGUUCAUCCACAACAUCGACAACAUGCACUGGGAAGGCUAUGGCCCACAGAGUAUUGGCAAGAUCUCACACCAUGCCGUUGCUGCUUCUCCUGAUGACAGUGCCCCUCCCCGCGACUCAGCCCCUGCCUCGACCUCACAUGGCGCCACCUCCAACGACAAGUACAAGAUUGCAGAGCUCAAAUAUCGUCAGAAGUUUGGUAUCGCUGCCGAUGUUGAACUCAACCGCGAUGAUGUCCUUCUGGUCGUCUCUAUCGACGACGGUCCUGCUGGUGUCGUCGACUCAGACGAUGAGGAAGAGGAAGAGUCGCCUCCUGUCAAGCCGCUUGAUGACACUGCCGCUGCUGCCGAUACCCCACCGAUCGUAGAUGGCAUUCAGCUCUACCCUAUGGCUGGCAAGGACGACAUCCCCGAAAAGAUCGCCAUCGUCCGUAUCCAGAAUCCCAAGGACUCCUCAGAUGACUGGGACAAGGUCAAAUCUUCACACUCGUCCCGUUGCAAGGUCAAGAUCAUGAAGCCCAACCAGAAAUGGUCCAACACCCCAUGGUACCCCAACGAGAGAUCCGCGGAUCUAGGUGUGAGCUUGACGUUCAGCAUUGAGUCUGCCGAUGGCUGCGCUCCCAGAAUUCGCCUCACUCAUGAUUUAAGACGCCCCGAGCACGCUCUCAAUAGCAAGAGUCAGCAGGUGCCUGCACACUCCGGCUCAGUUGAAUUUGCUUUCGGUCACAUCUUCAAGAAGUCUGUUGAUGAAUCCACAACUCCCAACCAGAUCUUCAACCUCAAGGUCGACUACGCACAGGAGCAUUCCAACGCUAUCAUCUCCUUUGACACCACUGGUGCCAUUGCAAACAACCUGAAGUGUUUGAUCGAUUUUCCCGAAGGCCACGACCGCGUUCGCAACUUGCGUCUCCGUGACUACGAAGUCGAGAUGACCAAGCAGUUGUGCAGCUUGACUACCAUCCCUGAAGGCAAGGUCAAGCACGUAGUCAUCAUGGUUCAGCCUCAUCCCAAGGAGAAGGACCUUCACAAGGCUGGUCAGCACAAUGCCGUUGACGACUUGCUGGACGCACUGCCUUUCGAAGGCAACGUCUCUCCAUCUCUCAAGCAGCCUAUGACCGUAUUGCCUUACGACCAGUUGCGUAACGCUAGCCACAAGCCUCGCGUUCAGCAUGGGAUGAUGCCUCAACCUUUCAAGGUCUUUGAUAAGAACCACGCUUGCAUGCCGAUGCCUCCUCGCUUCUCCUGGCAGGACGCUGACGAAGCCGCUAUUGUACUUGCCAACAGCGUCGCAGUUCAGCAUACAGAGUCGACCAUCAUCCUCUCUUCUCUGGAGCAUCGUCAGCAAAAGGUCAAGCUCUUGACCGUUGGUGAUAUGGUUUUCAUCGCUAUUACCUAUGACAGGCGCUUGACUGCUGGUCUAUCCACUGACGAGCGCAUCUCCUUCCCUGUCGGCACAAAGAUCGACUUCAGCAUUCACAAGGCUGCCUCUCAAACCGCAUCCUCUGAGACCGUCAAGCCAUACUACGCCAACGGAAAGGUCGUCAGCAACAUUUAUAAUGUUGUUUGCGAUGCCAUCGUUGCCGUCGAGAACAAGAAGGCUCAAGACUUUGUCGGCUUGACCUCUCCCAUUGCAUCUUCCAAGGUGGCUACCUCUUUCUGGGCCUCUCUGACAUCGAAGAUUGCUGACAACAGCUGCGCUGCUAUGAUCAAUGCCGUGGCCUUGACCUACGCUCGCGAGUCCUGGGUUACCAAGCAGUGGCCUGCUCUCCUCAACGACGGUGCAAAGCUUGCUUCCAGAGAUCUCCUUGACUCCAUCACUUGCAAGCUUGAACAAUACACGCAGGCACGCAACAACCUCAUGACUGCUCACAAAUGGAACACCGCUCAGCUUGCACACAUCAAUGCAUUCUUGAAGGCUCCUGGCGGCAUGGCGCCCCUUGUUGGCUCCAGUGGCUCGGGCAAGACCGAGGUGAUGGUUCAUCUGAUGCGAUUCUGCCUGAAAGUUGGCAUCAAAGUGCUCUGUAUUGGCAUGAAGCACGCCACCCUCGAUCUCGUUGUUGAGAGAUAUAAGAACAAGUUCCCCAACGAGGAGCAGCCUCUUCGCGCCUAUGCGCCUUCAACGGAAAGUAUCACCUCGACUACACGCAAGUUCAAGACGAAUUCCAUUCGACACAGAGUGAUUGAGAACUCAAAGAGAUCCGAUCUACCAUCAUUGAAGAGAAGGUUCCCUUCCGGAUCUGAAAACGGCUACCCGGUAUACGACGACGAGACUUUGUUCGACUUCCGUCAAAUCUUUAGAGACGGCCUUGUGCACUCGUCAUCUGAAAAGGAGUACUGGACCGACAAACACCUCAAGCAGUUCAAGUACACGUAUACCGUUCUUCGUGCUGAAGUCAUCCAGAACGCCAAACUGCUAGUCACUACGAUGAUCAAUGUCGGCAACGAAGAGAUCAGCAAGCACUUCAGCCGCAGAACUCCCAUCGCCAGAUUCGAUGUUGAGGCUCACGCAUGCGCUGAACAACCAUCUCUCAUCGCUUCAGCCACCUGUGAGUUCUCCAAGAACAUCUGCGUUUGGGCCAUGUACGGCGAUCUCGGAAAACGUGGUGUGUUCAACCGUACUGGACGCGGUACUGAAAACACUGUUGAUGUCUUCUACAAGCAGUCUGAUGUGUCUCUUUUCCUCAGACUGUACCACUCGGGCCAUCCGUUCGUCCGCUUAAGUACCCGGUAA
Aureobasidium pullulans EXF-150 is the source of this 3183-nucleotide messenger RNA. RefSeq lists its product as uncharacterized. The transcript is spliced from 2 exons. The record is from RefSeq and is a predicted model, not a curated record. NCBI's taxonomy places the organism in Eukaryota, Fungi, Ascomycota, Dothideomycetes, Dothideales, Saccotheciaceae. Bases 1 to 3183 code for a protein of 1060 amino acids.